GGGACCCUGGCUCACACCAACACCGUGGUAUCUCGCUUCAGCACUUCGGCCACGAGGCAACAAUAACUCCGACGUUCCUCCCAAACCCCCUAGCGCACCGACGACCGCAAGUAAUCAACAUGGAGCUCAUCAAGGGGCACGGUGGCAGGCGCUGGUACCAGAUCCGAUGGUACCAGGAGCAAGACACACCGAGAGAGCGCCGGCUCAUCAACAAGCUUGACCUGCUCAUUGUGCCGUAUGCCUUCCUCGCAUACUGGGUGAAAUACAUUGAUCAGUCCAAUCUCAAUAACGCUUACGUGGCUGGCAUGAAGGAAGACCUGAGCUUCAAGGGCAACGAGCUGGUGCAACUUCAGACCAUGUACAUUGUCGGCGCCGUGGUCGGCCAGAUCCCCUUCCUGUUCCUGUUCACCUACCUGCCCAUGCACUGGAUCAUCCCCUUCCUCGACGUGGCGUGGGGCAUCUUCACGCUGCUGCAGUACCGCGUCACCAGCUUCGCCGAGCUGGCCGCCUACCGCUUCCUGGUGGGCUGGUUCGAGGCGGCCUUCUUCCCGGCCAUGCACUACAUCUUCGGCGCGUGGUACCGCGGGGACGAGAUCGGGCGCCGCGGGGGCGUCUUCUAUGUCGGCCUGACGCUGGGCACCCUCACCGCGGGGCUGAUUCAAGCCGGCGCCUCCUCGCGCCUGGACGGAGUGAGCGGCCUCGCCGGGUGGAGAUGGAUGUACAUCAUCUGCGCCCUGCUCACCAUUCCGAUCGGCAUCCUCGGCUACUUCAUCAUCCCCGGCACGCCGGACAGGCCGAACCGCUGGUUCCUCAGCGACGACGACAUCCGCGUGGCGCAGGAUCGGCUGCGGCGGAACGGCCACGCGACCGGCGAGCGGUUCCGCUGGGCCACGCUGCGGCGGCUGGCUUCGCGGUGGCACUUCUGGGCCAUCAUCCUGUUCGACAUCUUCUUCUGGAACGGCAGCAUCAACACGUCGACGGGCGGCUACCUGCUCUGGCUCAAGAGCCUGGGCCGCUACUCGCAGGCGCGCGUCAACGAGCUGGGCGCCGUCGCGCCCGCGCUGGGCAUCCUGUACACGCUGGCCAUCUGCUUCGCCUCGGACCUCGUGCUAGGUCCGGCGUGGGCCAUCACGGUCGCGCACGCGUGGAACAUGGUCGGCCUCGUCAUCCAGAUCGUGUGGUUCGUGCCCGAGCCGGCGCUGUGGUUCUCCUUCAUGACCACGUACAGCGCCGUCGCCAUGUCGAGCGUGCUCUACGGCUGGGUCAACAGCCAGCUGCGCGCCUCCCCGGCCGAGCGGUCCUUCACCCUGGUCCUCAUCAACGCCGUCGCCCAGAGCACCACCGCCUGGACGCCGCUGCUGGUCUUCAAGACGGUCGAGGCACCCCGCUUUCCCAAGGGCUAUUCGUUUGUGCUGGGCAACGCCGUGUGUCUCGUUGCGACGGCCCAUCUGCUUAGGAUUUACCUGGCCCGCAAGGAGUGA
This is a messenger RNA of Chaetomium strumarium, 1481 nucleotides long. Its product is annotated as major facilitator superfamily domain-containing protein. The coding region runs from base 120 to 1481 and encodes 453 amino acids. The transcript is spliced from 2 exons. The record is from RefSeq and is a predicted model, not a curated record. Gene Ontology annotation, cellular component: membrane. Gene Ontology annotation, biological process: transmembrane transport. NCBI's taxonomy places the organism in Eukaryota, Fungi, Ascomycota, Sordariomycetes, Sordariales, Chaetomiaceae. Gene Ontology annotation, molecular function: transmembrane transporter activity.